AUGGACCGUAUCAGACAACUCACUUCCCAUUUCUCGUCGGCUCCCAGCGGCCUUCCUGCGUUGUCGAAGAAAAGCCCGGAUGACGUCGUAAUUACUAUGGCAGUCAGGAGCGCUUUGACCAAGGCCAAGAAGGGAGGGUUCAAGGACACUCGGAGCGAUGAAUUGCUCACUGGCAUGUUUAAGGCCGCAAUCGCCAAAAUGCAGAUUGACCCCGCGUUGAUUCAAGAUAUCUGCGUUGGGACUGUUCUUCCCCAGGCGCACCCUACGAAGCGCGCUCGGCGGCUCUUGCAGCAGGCAUUCCACAAACGACGCCCGUUCAGGUCAUCAACCGCUUUGCUCAAGUGGAUUAAUGGCCGUCACCACUGUCGCAAACCAGAUCCGGGUUGGUCAAAUCGACAUUGGGUUGGCAGUUGGGGUCGAGACCCUGAUUCUGGCUCACCAAAACUGAGCGAUGAAAUCAUGGCUCAUAACACCGCCAAAGAUUGUGUUAUGCCGAUGGGAUGGACAAGUGAAACGUGGCGCAAGAUUUCAAUAUCACUCGCGAAGACAUGGACCAAUUCGCUGCUCUGUAGAUCCCACCAACGUGCCUCUGAAGCACAACGUACUGGUAGAUUCUCGGAAAUUGUCCCGGUUGAAGGAUUCUCCAAAUCCGAAUCAGAACGUACCCGAAUUAUCGUCGACAAGGACGAUGGAAUUAGGCACGACACCAACCCAGCUGCACUCGGCAAAAUCCGUAGUGCAUUCCCGCAGUGGGGAGGAGGGAAAACGACAGGCGGGAACGCGAGCCAGAUCACGGAUGGAGCGGCAGCCGUGUUACUCAUGAGGAGGAAGAAGGCCGAAGAACUAGGAUUGCCAAUUUUGGCUAAAUAUAUCACGACCAGCGUUGCCGGGCUCGCGCCGAGAAUCAUGGGUAUCGGCCCAACAUAUGCCAUUCCAAUGGCCCUGGAGCAGACAGGGUUGAGUGUUGGAUGUGGAUUUAUUAACGAGGCGUUUGCAUCGAUGUACGUCUACUCUGUACGCAAACUCGGCCUAGAUAUCGAAAAAGUCAAUGUAAAUGGAGGUGCUAUUGCACUUGGGCACCCGCUAGAUAAGUGUUAUUCUUCCGUGCUCUCUCGUCUAGUCCUGACAUACAUUUUGCGUAUCUACGCGCGACAGGCGCACGUCAAGUUGCAACAGGCCUAG
This is a messenger RNA of Rhizoctonia solani, 1182 nucleotides long. RefSeq lists its product as uncharacterized. The coding region runs from base 1 to 1182 and encodes 393 amino acids. The record is from RefSeq and is a predicted model, not a curated record. The transcript is spliced from 7 exons. Gene Ontology annotation, molecular function: acetyl-CoA C-acyltransferase activity. Lineage: Eukaryota; Fungi; Basidiomycota; Agaricomycetes; Cantharellales; Ceratobasidiaceae. Gene Ontology annotation, cellular component: peroxisome. Gene Ontology annotation, biological process: phenylacetate catabolic process; fatty acid beta-oxidation.